Halteromyces radiatus is the source of this 3577-nucleotide messenger RNA. Its product is annotated as SNF2 family N-terminal domain-containing protein. Gene Ontology annotation, cellular component: nucleus. NCBI's taxonomy places the organism in Eukaryota, Fungi, Mucoromycota, Mucoromycetes, Mucorales, Cunninghamellaceae. The record is from RefSeq and is a predicted model, not a curated record. The transcript is spliced from 9 exons. The coding region runs from base 98 to 3577 and encodes 1159 amino acids. Gene Ontology annotation, biological process: positive regulation of transcription by RNA polymerase II. Gene Ontology annotation, molecular function: DNA binding; ATP binding; ATP-dependent chromatin remodeler activity.
ACAACAACAACAACAACAACAACAGCAACAACAGUUAGACCCUGCCCAGCAACAAUUACAAUUGCAAUUAUUGCAACAACAUCUUCAACAGCAACAAAUGGCAUCUUCUUCUUCAAAUCAAUCACCUACAAUCAACUCACCAAAUGCUGCCGCACUAAAUGCUAUACAAUAUCAAAUGCUGGCUUACAACCUAUUAUCAAAAGCUCCUACAACUCCUUCUACAAUGGGUCAGUCGCCUACUUCCUCACAAAACGUGGCUAAUGCAACUUCAGCGCCAACACCAAUACCACCACAAACUUCAACAUUAUCAGUUUCACCAAACAAUAAUAACAAUAUUUCAUCGUCAACAACACAUUCUCCUGUUGUGAAAGAUAGUAGCUCACAAGCAACACAAAAAUCAGCAACUGUAGAAUCAACUUCAUCUAUGAAUAAUCAAGAACUAGAAGGUGACAAGCCAUUAGAACAACCUGUACCACAUGAAGAAGAGGAAGAGCCCAAGUCUUUGAUGGAAACAUUAGUAGAAACAAUAUAUAAGCAAGCAAAGGAAUAUAAAGCAACGAUGGAUGCCAUGAAAACGAUGACUACAUCCAAUACAAUGACACAAAUGGACGAUCAACUCACCCCACAAAACUUGUUAUAUGGUCAACAACGCUCACAUGCUCAUGCCUCAAGACAGCAACGACUUUUGUUACCAAAAACCAUCCCUAUCCAACUAGACCCCUAUACAAUCUUACUCGAGCGGGAAAAGUUUAUACCAAAUAGAAUACGACAAAAGAUGGAGGCAUUAGAAGCUAUUACAGUAGACAAUAUGGCUCAACAAUCACAAUCUCUUGGUUACAUGUUAUCAGAAUAUUACACGGAAACUGUACGGAUGGCUACUUCGGAUCAAUUGAAAUCAAUCAUACAGUUGAAAGCAUUACAACUUCGUGAAAAGCAAGCAAAGCUUCGUGAAGAAGUGGUUUUAGGAAUGGAAGAAGCCAAUCGAUUAGCAAAUUCUGUAGACCGAACAUCGUACCGUAAACUUAUGAAACGAACAUUACGGGAAGCCAAACAAACGGAAAAGUUGGAACGACAACAUCGAUUGUAUCGGGAAAAGCGACAAAAGCAAAAGUAUCUUGAUUAUUUACAAAAAGUAUGCAAUCAAGGCCGAGACAUGUUGACCUGGCACAAGACACAUCAAGCCAAGAUGAGCAAACUAGGCAAAGCUGUACUCCAAUUCCAUGCGUAUGUUGAUCGUGAAGAACAGAAACGAAAUGACAAACGUUCCAAAGAACGUAUCCGUGCACUCCGAAACGAUGAUGAAGAAGCAUACAUGAAAUUGAUUGACGAAGCCAAAGAUACACGGUUGACAAUGUUAUUACGACAGACAGGCACUUACUUGGAAUCAUUAUCGCGGGCGGUGGCUGAUCAAAAAAAUGAUCCAGUACAUGAACAACAAGUCAGUGAUUUGAUGGAUGAUGAAAAUAUGGAUGAAGAAGCAUUAUUGAUGGACAAGGCGGGUAGUCAAUCCGAUUACUUUAGAAUGGCUCAUAAGGUACAAGAAUCUGUACGACAACCUAAUAUUAUGGUGGGAGGCAAAUUGAAAGAAUAUCAAAUCAAAGGGUUACAGUGGAUGGUAUCUCUUUACAACAAUCGUCUUAAUGGAAUUCUUGCGGAUGAAAUGGGGCUUGGGAAAACUAUUCAAACUAUCAGUUUAGUGACUUAUUUGAUUGAAAAGAAACAACAAAAUGGGCCCUAUCUCAUCAUUGUACCUUUAUCAACAUUAACGAAUUGGUCAUUGGAAUUUGAAAAAUGGGCUCCUACAGUAAAUACAGUUGUCUACAAAGGUCCACCAGAUGUACGAAAACAAAUCCAACGAAAUCAGUUGAAACAUCAAAAUUUCCAAGUAUUAUUAACGACAUUCGACUACAUUAUCAAGGAUCGACCUGUUCUAUCUAAAUUCAAAUGGUUACAUAUGGUGAUUGAUGAAGGUCAUCGGUUGAAGAACACUCAGUCCAAAUUGACCACUGUGAUCAGACAAAAUUACUCUUCAAGGUAUCGAUUGAUUUUAACUGGUACUCCUCUGCAGAACAAUCUACCUGAAUUAUGGGCUCUAUUGAAUUUUAUUCUUCCAAAAAUCUUCAACAGUGUCAAAAGUUUUGAAGAAUGGUUCAAUACUCCUUUCUCCAAUCAAGGUGUACAAGAUCGUGUGGAAUUGAAUGAAGAAGAACAAUUACUUAUUAUCAAAAGAUUACACAAGGUACUUCGUCCAUUCUUGUUACGAAGAUUGAAAAAGGAUGUGGAAUCUGAAUUACCUGAUAAGGUGGAACAUGUCAUCAAGUGUAAAUUAUCAGCCUUACAAUCCAAACUCUAUAUCCAAAUGAAGAAACAUGGUGUGCUUUUUACUGGAAGCAAUGAAAAAACUGGUCGUACAACGGUGAUGGGAUUAAAUAAUCGGAUCAUGCAACUUCGAAAGAUAUGUAAUCAUCCCUUUGUAUUUGAAAAAGUGGAACAACAAAUCAAUCCAUUCAAAAUGUCCAAUGAAUUAUUAUACCGCAGUUCUGGCAAAUUUGAACUUUUAGACAGGAUUUUACCAAAGUUAAAGGCCACUGGACAUAGAGUAUUGAUUUUCUUUCAAAUGACUCAAAUUAUGGAUAUCAUGGAAGAUUAUUGUAUUUAUCGAGGACUCAAACAUAUGCGAUUGGAUGGAUCAACCAAGGCAGAUACUCGGUCUCAACAAUUGAAAGAUUUCAAUGCAGAAGAUUCUCCAUAUUUUGUAUUUUUACUCAGUACUCGUGCUGGUGGUUUGGGGCUCAACUUACAAACAGCCGAUACAGUCAUCAUCUUUGAUUCUGACUGGAAUCCUCAUCAAGAUUUACAAGCACAAGAUCGGGCGCAUCGUAUUGGACAAACUAAAGAAGUACGUAUUUUCCGGUUGAUUACGGAGAACUCGAUUGAAGAAAGUAUAUUGGCACGAGCGCAGUAUAAAUUGGAUAUUGAUGGCAAAGUGAUUCAAGCUGGCAAGUUUGACAAUCGAAGUACAGAAGAAGAUCGAGAAGCCUUUUUACGAUCGUUACUGGAAGACAAAUCAGAUGAGCAACAACAGCAACAAGAGGGCGAUGAUAAUAAUGAAGAACAGGAAGAAUUUGAUGAUGAUGAACUGAAUGAUAUCCUGAAACGAUCAGAUGAAGAGGGCGUGCUCUUUAGUGAAAUGGAUAAGGAACGACAACAACUGGAUCGUGAAUGGUGGCAACAACUAUAUGGUAAAGAUAUUAACAAAACACCAGAACGAUUAUUACAAGAUUGGGAAUUACCUGACGUGUAUCAUCAAGAAAUGUCCAUGUUGAAUGAUUUGGACAACGAAAGCAGUUUGGGUCGUGGUCAACAACGUAGUGCUAAACAUGGACAAGAUGGCGCGGCACUACGGUAUGAUGAUGGUAUGACCGAAGGACAAUGGCUACGACAUAUUGAACGGAUGGAGGACGAUGCUGCAAAAGUUAGUAAACGAAAAAAACAAGUGCAUGGUGAAGAUCAAGUCGAUGACAACGCUGGUUCCUUAUUGGUCAAGGUGAAAAAGGCUCGUUUAAUGACAGAUUAG